Messenger RNA from Drosophila simulans, 5581 nucleotides. RefSeq names its product protein kinase C (gene Pkc98E). The transcript is spliced from 11 exons. The record is from RefSeq and is a predicted model, not a curated record. Gene Ontology annotation, biological process: protein phosphorylation. The coding region runs from base 403 to 2622 and encodes 739 amino acids. Lineage: Eukaryota; Metazoa; Arthropoda; Insecta; Diptera; Drosophilidae. Gene Ontology annotation, molecular function: diacylglycerol-dependent serine/threonine kinase activity; ATP binding.
UCGCCCACCUUGGCACAUCGCUAACGUUUUUCCAAUAAGAAUUGGAGUGAAGUGAACAUUUUUAUCAAUAGUAAUACGCGAAACAGUUUUAAAGCCAAUAAGAAAACUACCCAGCAAUGCAACGGAAAAUGCUGGACACUGUGAUUUUGUGAAACUGUUCGAAUUCGUUGGAAAACCAAGGAAAUUGCCUGGGAAAACCAAUCAAUUUAUAACGCUGUGCAAACGGAUCAGGAUCACCAGCCAGCCGCACACCACCACAAGCCGAGUGGUCCACCGCUGCUCCCCACACAGACACGCAAGGACAUCGCACGGAGGACCGAGGAGCAGCCGGAUCAGGCGCAGGAUCACGACCAGCAAUAGGAUCUAGUACAGCCGGACAGGACAGUCACCGAUCGCACGACCAUGUUCACGGGCAAGCUGCAGAUCAAGGUGUGCGAGGCGAGCGGCCUGCGGCCCACAGACUUCCAGAAGCGCCACAACCUCACCUUCGGCAAACUGGCCGACGAGCAGCUCAUCGAUCCCUAUGUCUCCAUAGAUGUCGACGAGAGUCACUUCGAUCGAGCCACCACACGGCCAAAGACAUUCGAUCCUGUUUGGAACGAGCAGUUCGUCCACGACGUGACCAAUGUGAGCAACAUCAACUUGACCGUCUUUCAUGAUGCCGCUCUGCCGCCGGAUGACUUUGUGGCCAACUGCAUCAUCUCCUUCGAGGACCUCAUGCAGAGCGAGACGCCUGUGCAGGAUCUAUGGGUUAACUUGGAGCCGCAGGGCAAGAUUCACGUCAUCAUUGAGCUGAAGAAUCGCACGGAUAAAGCCAAAGCCGAGGCCGUCGUGGAGCACACUGUGGCCGUUAACAAGGAGUUCAAAGAGCGCGCCGGAUUCAACCGACGUCGCGGUGCCAUGCGUCGUCGGGUCCAUCAGGUGAAUGGGCACAAGUUCAUGGCCACGUUUUUGCGUCAACCCACCUUCUGUUCGCAUUGCCGGGAGUUUAUCUGGGGAAUUGGUAAACAAGGCUAUCAAUGUCAAGUCUGCACGUUAGUUGUACAUAAGAAAUGUCACCUGUCGGUGGUGUCCAAGUGUCCGGGCAUGCGAGAUGAGCAGCCAGCCAAAGUGGAGGUGGUGCCGGCGGGCCAGAGGUUCAAUGUGAAUGUGCCGCACCGCUUCGUGGUGCACAGCUACAAGCGGUUCACGUUCUGCGACCACUGCGGAUCCCUGCUCUACGGCCUGAUCAAGCAGGGAUUGCAGUGCGAGACCUGCGGGAUGAACGUGCACAAGCGGUGCCAGAAGAACGUGGCCAACACGUGCGGCAUCAACACGAAGCAGAUGGCCGAGAUACUCAGCUCGCUGGGCAUCUCGCCGGACAAGCAGCAGCCGCGCCGCUCUAAGUACUUGAACCAGCAGGGCGGCGAGGACAACUAUGGGGCAUCCCUGGGCGCCGAUGGCGACGGUGCUCCGGGGCAGUCGUUUCGCAGUUGCGCCUUGUCGGUGGACAGCCUGGCCACAUCGACGACGACGCUGACCAGCGGGUAUAAUAGCAGCAGCUGCAUGAGCCUGGCGGUGACCGGAUCUGGAGGCGUUGGGGCCACUGGAGAGACGCGUCCGGGCAAGUGCUCCUUGCUGGACUUCAACUUCAUCAAGGUGCUGGGCAAGGGCUCGUUCGGCAAGGUGAUGCUCGCCGAGAAGAAGGGCACCGACGAGAUCUACGCCAUCAAGGUGCUUAAGAAGGACGCGAUCAUCCAGGACGACGACGUCGACUGCACCAUGACAGAGAAGCGCAUCCUGGCGCUGGCCGCCAACCAUCCCUUCCUGACUGCGUUACAUUCCUGUUUCCAGACCCCGGACCGCCUGUUCUUCGUGAUGGAGUACGUCAACGGCGGCGAUCUGAUGUUCCAGAUACAGAAGGCGCGUCGGUUCGAGGCCUCGCGUGCCGCCUUCUAUGCGGCGGAGGUGACUCUGGCCCUGCAGUUUCUCCACACCCACGGCGUCAUCUACCGCGACCUGAAGCUGGACAACAUCCUGCUCGACCAGGAGGGUCACUGCAAGCUGGCCGACUUCGGCAUGUGCAAGGAGGGCAUCAUGAACGGCAUGCUGACCACCACCUUCUGCGGCACCCCCGACUACAUCGCCCCGGAGAUCCUCAAGGAGCAGGAGUACGGCGCCUCCGUCGACUGGUGGGCGCUGGGCGUUCUCAUGUACGAGAUGAUGGCCGGCCAGCCGCCGUUCGAGGCCGACAACGAGGACGAGCUCUUCGACUCCAUCAUGCACGACGAUGUGCUCUAUCCGGUUUGGCUGUCCCGCGAGGCAGUCUCCAUACUAAAGGGUUUUCUCACCAAGAAUCCGGAGCAGCGACUUGGCUGCACUGGCGACGAGAACGAGAUACGCAAGCAUCCAUUUUUCGCCAAAUUGGACUGGAAGGAGCUGGAGAAGCGCAACAUAAAGCCACCAUUCCGACCGAAAAUGAAAAAUCCACGCGAUGCCAACAACUUCGAUGCGGAGUUCACCAAGGAGGAUCCAGUGCUGACACCGAUUGGAAACGAGGUGGUGCGCUGCAUCAACCAGGACGAGUUCGCCGGCUUCUCGUUCGUGAAUCCCAAGUUCGGACCGGAGCGCAAAGUCUACUAAGGCCCAACGAUCGCAGUUCAUGUUCACCAGUUCAGUUCGAUGGAUUGCGAUGCGGUCGUCUGGAGCCCCGGUCGGAUCGGGGGGUGGCCCAAGUCCAGCCAGAUCGCCAUCGCGACGAGCUGUCAUCCAGCGAAAGCAGUCUAAUAUUUUCAUUUCCCGUAACUCCCCGGCGCACUCGCCGCCCCCAUUGUUGUCUGUUUCCAGCCGUAGUCGUGAUGCUCGUCCUCGUUUCGUUACCGGUCCUGUGUGUAGAUCACUCAUCCGCAUCCAACUACCAGUGCCAAUUGUCGAAACUGCUAGCUUCAAAUUGAACUUUGGGGCGCACAAGCCCCAAAACCCCUUUCCCUGCUUCAAGCUCCACGCCUGUUGGAAUUCAUUUAUGUUGUUUGCCAAGCUCCCAAGAACAGAAACCAACAAAAAAAAAAAAGAAAAGGAAAGAAAAGAAAAGAAAGAAGGAAGUAGAGAUACCCCCACCCAUCUAGUCAAUGCCCAGUGGCUGAGUGCAUUUUGUUAUUAGUUAUUUAUUGAUUGUUUGACGUGCCGAAUCUCAAGUUUCGCACUCGCAGACCGACAGCAUCCAAGCAGAGCUCUAUUUACGGGAGGCGAGGCACUUGCUCCAAGCGAAUCUCAAGGGAAUUUCUAACACAAUAGCCGCAAUGUGCCGUCUGUACCACAAACACCACACAAUACAUGCGACCACACGGAUCUAGUUUCAUUUGUUUUACGUAUUCGAAAUCUUGCACAACUUCCUUCUCAAGUAUUAAAGCGAUAUUAUUUUAAAGUUACCUUAUUGUUAAACAUGAAUAUUUAUAAAACGAACAAAAAAAAAAAAACAAAAACCAACAAAAACAAAAUGAAGCCAAAAAGCCCUAAUACAAACGCAUACAAUUUACCAACAAAAUGGAAAAAGAAAGUAAAGCUAACUAAUCAUAGAGGUAAAGCUAAACCCACAAAGAGAAUGUCUAUAAAAUUCAUAUUAAUUUAUGCUAAACAAACUAUGAAUACAAAACGUGUUUAGUCCGUAAGCAAACGAGGAGGAGAACAAACAAAUUAUAUAUAUACAUAAACAUAUAUAUAAAGUAUAUAUAUGUGAACCAUAUAAAUUGUGAAACUAAAGCAUAUGCAUAUAUAAUACACACAAAUGAGAAACAUUUAGCGUAAUUGAGGAGAGUCCGAACAAAAUUAAGUGAAGGAUGAUAGGAGACAAACAAUAUAACUUUUAUGUGUUGAUUUUAAAGCCAAAGACUCAAGCUAAGUUCUAUUCGCAAUUACUGCAUUCAAAUCUAGCAUAAAUUUGAUUGGUAUCCCUUGAAUGUUGUUACGAUUAUUAUUUACUCCAUAGCAAAUUUCGAGUGGCGAAAUUGUUUCUGUUUUUCGAUUUCCGUCUACCAAAGCGAGCGAGUAAUCGUGCUAAAGUAAAUCAUUAAUAAAUAACAAAAACAAAGGCGGAAUAGCAAGCAAAGGAAGGAUAACAGAUGAUUUAUUAACUUUAAGCAGCGUUGUUAACUAAACAUAAAAAUCGUAAGGCAAAGGCAGGCAUAAACACACAUUUGUAUGUAAUAAUAACGCCCAGUGUCUAAUAAUAUUUGUGAAAUAGCAAGCCCAGCGUAAGCGCUAGUUACCCAUUUACAAUUUAAAUGUUAACCCAAAGUAUUUUCAAGAACGCAUUUUACCAAAAACAAGCAAAACACGAGAAAUAAAAAAAUAAAUUAAAACCACAAACAAAACCCAAAGAAAUUAAGGACGAAGUGAAGAAGUAUAGGCAAAUGUUGAAAGCUAUGAAUAAUUUUUUAAGCAAUGCGCUCAGAGGCCGUUGCAAAGAUAGAGGCGCGUAUUCAAUUUAAACUAAACAAAGAGUAUAAAAACAAGCAAAACUCCAGCCAACAAGAUAAACUCAUAUGAACAUAGGUAUAGAUUCCCGAUCGGGAUAGGUAUCAGGAUCGGAAUCGGGAAUAGGUCAAUCGCUGCUGGUCAAGCACGGAAAGCAGAGGAAACAAAAAUGAGGUACAUUUAAUGGGAGAGAAACAGAUGAGGGAUUAGAACAAAUCGCGUGACCGUAACCUGACAAAAAAAAACACAAAACUUAUAGGAAAAUGUGCAACCAAAAAUGUUAGCUAUAAGCUCUCACCGAAUACGCAAAGCUGAACGCUCCCCGCGACCCCGUUGUCUCCACCUACUUACCCCGAAACUUAUAGUGAAUAUAUAUGUAUAUCAUGGCUUGCCAAAGGGGCUCUUCAACUAAACUCCGAACUAUGAAAUCUGAACUCUGAACUCUGAAUGUACUCACCCGAUCCAGCUUAGCUAACUUUUUCUGGAGCCGCGCAGCUCAAGCAAACACUCAAACUCACACCCACUUACAUAUGUGCAACUUUUUCAUGUACCUUUCGCAUCUUAGAUACUUAAAUGGAUUAUUAAACGGAAUCCCCGAAAAUUGUUAACUGAUCUAAGGCAGAACUACACACAAACUACUAAGAAAAUAUACAGAAUUAUUUAUGGAACGGCGUACAAAACUAAAGCGCAACAAAGUGGGAGACAAAGGUUAGGAAUCAUUGCAAAGUAAUAAUCAUAGACACAAAAGUAUUCAGAAAACAACACACAAAGCAAACACACAAGGCACAUUUACAAAGCAGAUGAAAAAACAAACUACAACUGAGAAGAACACGGCAUAAAUAAGGUUUAAGUUAUGUUUAAAAAAGAGAUAAAUAACUGUAACGGUAAAGUCGAAAGUCAACAGUUGAUAUGUUGUAAAAAAGCUAUUAAAUAAACACAAAAAAAUGGAAAGAUUACCAAGGCAGGCAAGUGAGCGUAAUUGAAUGUUAAAGAAGCUACUAAGUAAAUGGUACGAGCAGAUGUGUGCAAAGAUAACCAAAGAAAGCAAAUUGGAAACAAGAAAAUUGAUUUAUAACAUUAAGUGAAAACUAAUUAAUAAAUAAAGAGGUAACACCUAUGAAAAAUGUAA